GGGACGGCCGUGGACCCCGCCGGGCGGCGGCGAGGGGGCUGCUGCGCCGGGCGGCCGCGGCCGCGGAGGGGUUCCGGGAAGACCCGAGAGGCGCGGCGGGCCGGCCCUGUUGAGGGGCUGUCUCGGAUCCCGAGCCAGGAGGAGCCUCGGGAGGAGGCGGCGGCCAGACCUGAAUUCCAUAAACUGGAUAGCCUUGCAUUUUGCAGUGGGGGCAAAGCAUUUAUCUGCGAUGGAUUUCUUGCUCAAUCACAAGGCCCAGGUGGAUGUUGCUGAUAAGGAGGGGGACACUGCCCUGCACCUCACAGCAAAGCAUGGUCACAGCCCUGCGGUCCCGUUGCUGCUAACCCAGUGGCAAGAAAUAAAUAAAACCAAUGAGAAUGCAGAAACACCAUUCUUUCUGGCUAUUGAAGGAGGUCAUGAAGAAUGCAGCAAAGUGCUACUGGCAGGAGGAAGUGAUAUUAACAUUCCAAAUAAAGAGCAUGGUGAAAGCAUCAGGGACCCAUCAUGUCUCUUUAUUCUGACAUUCAAGCAAGAUCACAGUCCAGAGACCAGGCAUAUUCGCAGUCUCCUCUGGAAACUGGUUUUACCCCUGAAAGCCAAUGAGUGGCAGAGGCUGUCCUGUACGUGGAACUUCACAGAGGACCAGAUCAGAGCCACAGAGGAUCAGUGGUCAGGAAGGGAAAGCUUCCGUGAACAUGGCCACAGGACUCUGCUUAUCUGCCUGCAUGGGACCCUAAUGACACAGGCCCCUCCCGUCAAGCAUCUGUAUGAAGAGUUGGUACCCGCAGGUUUCCCGGAACUAGCUGAAAAUAUCUGUCAAUUCAGAAGCAAAACUGACUCAAGGCCCAUGAAAUGUGGUUUCAUAAAUGCCUAAAAAAUUGUAUUGAAUGACUUUCCACUCAGUAUCCAGUCUAUGUUCACUUCACUAAUGCCAUAAAGUUCAUCUAGCCAUAGUAUUAAUAUUCCUUUCAACUAUGAAGAUGGUGGUGACAGGAUCCUCUAACAGAUGGAAAGAUGGUAUUAUACUUCCCAGUCACUGAAAUGAAGUAAAAAAUAUUAUUGGUUUUGCUUAAGACAAGUUGUGUUUGAUUUUCCGAUUUGUCAUUUGAUGGAACAUAAGUGAUUUGGCAUAAUCUAGGAUUUUGUACAUCAUGUUUUAAAAAAAAAUGGUGGGAGCAGUUUCACGGUAUAUGGAAAAGGGAUUUAGAAUAGACAGACAUGGCUUUUUAAUCAUGGUUUAUUAGCUGUAAGCCUUUGGGCAUGCUAAUAUUCAAGUUUUCAGAUCUUCAGUUUCCUUCUCUAUAAAAAGGGGAAAGUUCUAUCUCCUCCAAGGCAUUGAGGGUAAAGGUGGAAUGCCUAUUAAAUACCUAACCUCAUGCCCACAGUACUGGAAAUAUUAACUGUUAGUUACUUUUCAUCAGUAAGAGAAACUAGCUUUGGAAAUUUAUAGUUCAUUGUUGGCUUUAAGUAACACCUAUAUGUAAUACAUUAUUUAGAAAGGACCAGAAAUGAUAUAUGAAUGUUUUUAAUCUCCUGUGAUGCAAUUACAGGUCUUUAUUUUCUUUGUACUUUUUUGGUAUUUUCUAUUUUUUUCACAAUGAACAUGCACUAUUUUUAUAAUUGGAGGAACUUAUGAAGAAAGCAAAUACCAGUUUAUAUCAGUUUAUGUGCAUCUAUUCAUUAUAAUUUAAGGCUCUGCAUUCUCAAAUGCUGACUUUUUAGUCUUUAAGGCCAGAAAAAAAAUCAUGAGCAAUUUCAGUCUAGUUAAGCUAUCAUGAAUUUAUAGUUCUAUACCUUUGUCUCAUGUUGAUUAUAAAUGGCCCACUUAAAGUUAUGAAUGUUUAAAUCAUGUGAUUCCAAAAAGUUUUUUAAAAAGGUAUGCAGUGAAAAGUCUUGCCCACAUCUGUUCUUUACUAUGUAGUUUCCACUGACCUUGCUACUCCUCCCCCACCAAAAAAUCUGGGUAACUUCUUUAUGCAAAAAUAAACAUGUGAAUGCAUUAUUAACAAUAUAUAAAACAUACAUAAAUGUUCUAAUUGUUGAAUUUAAGUUAACUUAGGCUAACUUUAUUUACUUGUGCUUUGGACAAUAUAUAAUUUCUAGAGCUUAAGGCUUAAAAAGAUGCCUAUAAUAGUCUUAAUUACAAUAGUCAAAAUAUUCACUUUAGUUUGUCCAUGCUGUUAUGGUUUGGAUACUGAAAAUCAUUCCUUGUUACUGUCUAGGCUCCUCAAAAAGCAGAGCCUGAGGCUAUAGUUUACGAGCAACUCCUUUUUCCAGGAGUGCAAAUCCUAGGAGGCAGGAGUGAAGGAAAAUGGGAGUGAGAUGGGGAAGGAAUGGGCGCUAAGACCAGGGUGAUUUACCACAUUGGCUGGCACUGCUAUCAAGCACAACUGAUUAUUUGACCUUGAGGGUACUCUCUUCCAAGUGAUGGGAUGGACUAGUACAUUGCAGGGUAAUUCAUAAAUGGGGGCAAGGAAGAAUUGAUAUUUACUGCAAUGGGGUGUUAAUUCUGGACUGGACGGCUGACGCGUGGGCUCCAUGUGGAGCCUGUGGUCCCCUGAGACUUCUCGGAGCACCGGGAAAGCCCAGGAGAGCAGCAUGCCCAGGUGCUAGGUGGGCAGCGCUUGGUGAUGGGCUGUUGCUCUGUGCUUGCUGAAACCCAUAAGGAGCUCUUGGCCACAGUGGUACCUGGGCCAGAACUAAGAACAUGUGUUGCAUAAGAAGGAGCCAAUAUUCUUUUAAGACACAGCCAGGUAUUUGUAUAGCUCAGAGAAGCCUUGGUGUAACCGAGGCAUUGAGGGUAAAGGUGGAAUGCCUAUUAAAUACCUGUAGGUAUUUGCCUAUCUCACAUCUGUUCUCUCAUGUCCCAUUACAAUGUGAGGCUAAGAAAAACUAUGUCCUACAAUAAAGUUAAGAGCACAGAGCUAGAUCAUGUUCAAACUGAAAGAGGCUUCUGAUUUUUAAGUCCAUCCACUUCUGUUACAGAUAGGGAAACUAAUGCUCUAGACAGAUACUUCAGAAUCUACUCAUUUUUGUAACCUAUAAGUACUUUGUGAAAUAGGGGAGGUAGGUAGAUCUCAUUGCUUCGUAGGUAAGGAUCCUGAGACAUUUAAAUUUAGUGUCUGGCCUAAGAUAAAGCAGUCAGCCAUCAAUAAAACCAUCAGAAAUCUGGUCUUGUUCUUCUGACUUUUACCCAGAUGGUUUCUUCUCGUUGGUCAGUCAUUAAAAAGUCUCUGCUCAGGUGUGGAAGGUUUGCUCAGCUGCCUGGGCCACACCACCACAUGGCAAUGUAUGGAUAAGAGGGUAAAAGGGCCCAAAUUCUGUAGUGUUUCAGAAAGGCAAGAAAGAACAUCAGAAGUAGGAUUAUUCUAACAGGAAAUUUCUUUUCAUUUUUUUUUUUUUAUGUUUUUUUCAUGUUUUUGUGUUAGUGAGAAAAAAUUUCCCUCUGAACGUUGGAAAUUACUCAUAGGUACUGCCAUUUCCCCCUAUCUUAGAGUUCCAGAAAAAUGAAGACUAACUAAUACUCUAAAGUCACAAACUUUGUGAUAGACUAUCAUUAUUAUUAUGCUUGGUCUUUAUCUUUUUAACUUUCAAAUAAAAAUACCUUAGUUUCUAUCAGUUUUAAUAAAUUUUUUUUUUGCAUUUUACACCAUUUAAUCACGAGACCAAACAUAGUUUCCCUUUUUUUCUAGUCUAAAUAGCUGAGUUCUGUUCUUCUUCUUUAACAUUUUAUUUUAUUUUAUUUUGGUAUCAUUAAUCUACAAUUACAUGAAGGACAUUACGUUUACUAGGUUCCCCUCUUCACCAAGUCUCUCCCACAUACCCAUUCACAGUCACUGUCCAUCAACAUAGUAAGAUGCUGUAAAAUCACUACUUGUAGUU
Messenger RNA from Manis javanica (Malayan pangolin), 3882 nucleotides. The record is from RefSeq and is a predicted model, not a curated record. NCBI's taxonomy places the organism in Eukaryota, Metazoa, Chordata, Mammalia, Pholidota, Manidae.